AUGGAGGCGAUAAUGUCACGUGCGCACAUCCGUCCUCGCUUAUCUAUCCAUCAAUAUCAUUCCACAAGCGGAAAUAAACCACUACAGGCGAUGAAUCUUGUUUCCGCUUCAAUUACGUCAAUGGGGGACCCCAACUCGGAGAAAUCUUCCGGUUCCAAUCCAACAUCUAUAAAACUAACUGAUUCCUUCAGAGACUGGUGGAUUAGUUCUUCUUAUCUCAGGAGUCCUACGCAAAAGGUUGCUCCGCCAAAUGAUUUAAUUGCCGCUCGUGAACGGAACAGUACCAUUGAGUACGAGUUGUUUCGUGCAAUUCUAUCGGAAAAUGUCUACAUCCAUCCUCCCACGGAACACGGGUUGGAAAAAGCCGAAGAGCAUAGUUCGCCUAUACGAGGGCGUUUUCUAAAUGUGGAGCUCAACAGAGAAGAGUCAGGCGACUUCAUUCACGAGUUCGAGCUUAAAAAUACUUCAGACCCGAGCCUUCCUCCACGCCACAUUGUUUUCAUUCAUGGAUACAUGGCGGCAAUGGGAUACUUUGUGAAAAACUUGGAGGCUUUUGCCACACUGUAUGGCAACAUCACCAUUCAUGUGAUAGACAUGCCUGGGUUUGGGAACUCGGCAAGACCACGCUUUCCUUCGGACAUCAUCAAACUACCUCGCAACGUAACCCAUGACCAGGAAAUCAACCGUGUUAUUCGGGCUGAAUGUUGGUUUAUUGACCGUUUUGAAGCGUGGCGCAAAGCUCGGGAAAUUGAGCAGUUUGAUCUUCUUGCUCAUUCCAUGGGCGCAUACCUUUCAAGUUGCUACAUCAUGAAAUACAACCUAAGGCCUGACGGUAAAAAAAUCGUUCACAAGUUUAUUAUCAUCAGCCCUAUGGGAACCGAAUCGAGUGAGGUGAGUUUGAUCAAUAACUCGAAGCUCCAGUACAAUCACCACGAGGAGGGUGGCGAUCCUUUGCGAGAAAUCAUCACUAGCCAGGAUUUUGCGGAGGGUUCUCGAGAAGAUGAAGUGACCAAGAUAUGGGAAAUGUUGGGCAAGCCCAAGUUUCCUCGAAACGCAUUGCUCAAAACGCUUUGGCAGUGGAACAUUUCGCCAUUCCAGGUCCUUCAAUUACUUGGUCCUAUGUACUCCAAAAUUUUGUCGUACUGGUCUUUCCAAAGAUUCAAGAACCUAAAAGCCAAUGGAGUCGGGGAAUUGGAGAACGGAAACAGUGACCUAAUCUUGAAACUUCACGAGUACUCUUAUUCUAUAUUUAAUCAGUACCAAGGAUCUGGAGAGUUGGCUAUAACAAUAUUGAUCAACCAUGAAAUUUUACCAAGAUUGCCUUUAUGCGAUCGGGGUUUUGCUGAACAUCUCCAGCGAACUGGAGUCCAAACUAUGUGGAUGUAUGGAGAUAAAGACUGGAUGAACCAGAAGGGAGGCGAGUAUUGCGUUGAAAAGCUCCACAAAUUAGGAGAUAAAUCUGCGAAGCUCGAAGUCAUAAAAAAUGCUGGCCAUCAUGUGUACUUAGACAACCCUGCCGACUUUAAUUCUGCAGCAAUAGCAUUUCUCGGGUUAUAG
Messenger RNA from Clavispora lusitaniae ATCC 42720, 1557 nucleotides. RefSeq lists its product as uncharacterized. Gene Ontology annotation, molecular function: A2-type glycerophospholipase activity; lysophosphatidic acid acyltransferase activity. Gene Ontology annotation, biological process: cardiolipin acyl-chain remodeling; phosphatidic acid biosynthetic process; lipid homeostasis. NCBI's taxonomy places the organism in Eukaryota, Fungi, Ascomycota, Pichiomycetes, Serinales, Metschnikowiaceae. The record is from RefSeq and is a predicted model, not a curated record. Gene Ontology annotation, cellular component: mitochondrion; mitochondrial inner membrane.